AGGCAUUCGCCCGGGGCUCCAACACAAGCACUCGUCAGCUGUGUAAGAAUCCAAACUUUGAAAAGACUGAGGCGCGCGCAGCAGGAGACGCAGAUGGAUCCCGUGGCCAGCAGCUGCAUGAGGAGCCCCCACCCCCCAGCCCCGGGCUGGGGCUGCCUUCGAAAUCCCCGCGCAGAAGGCACUGGGGGCUCAGGUCUGCCCCACUACCCGCCAACACCGUUCUCCUUCCACCAGAAACCAGACUUUCCGGCGACAGCAGCGGCAGCGUACCCCGACUUCUCGGCCUCCUGCCUGGCAGCCACCCCACACAGCCUUCCCCGGGAGGAGCGCCUCUUCACUGAGCAGCACCCCGCUUUCCCACAGCCCCCGGACUGGAACUUCCCCGUCUCCGAGGCCCGGCGCAGGCUCAACCCGGGCCCAGCCGGGGGCUCCGGGGAGAUGGGGGCCAACAGCCCGGGCCUGGUGGACACGACGGGAGGCCCAGGUGAGGACUACGAAGUCCUCGGGAGCACUGCCCAUGAGACAGAGAAGAAGUCAACCAGACGGAAAAAGGAGAGUCCAGACAACCAGGAGAGCCGAGGGAAGCCCGAGGGCAGCAGCAAGGCUCGCAAGGAGAGGACAGCCUUCACCAAGGAGCAGCUGCGGGAGCUCGAGGCCGAGUUUGCGCACCAUAACUACCUGACCCGGCUUCGGAGAUACGAGAUCGCCGUGAACCUGGACCUCUCCGAGCGGCAGGUCAAAGUGUGGUUCCAGAACCGAAGGAUGAAGUGGAAGCGUGUGAAAGGGGGUCAGCCAAUCUCCCCCAACGGGCAGGACCCUGAGGAUGGGGACUCUGCUGCCUCUCCAAGUUCAGAGUGAGAUUCUCCAAGAAGAAAGAAAGACUGAGGACUGAGCCCCCUACCCAGCUACCCUCACCCCAGUCCUCACCCAACCCCUCUUUCACCUUCUCCCACCACCCCCCUUCCCAGGGCAACCUCUCCACGUCUUGCAAUGACUCUUAAACACAAAGCUGUCCAGCAUCCCUGGGAGCCUUGAAGUUUCCCAGAAAGUUCUCUCCAGUUUUGCUCUGUCUUAGCAGCCCCUUCCCCAAGGCCAUUACUUCCCACAGUUCUCAUGGAAUCAUACAGAAGCCCGACUGGACCCAAGCGAAUCUGGGAACAGCUCCAGACACACUGCUGCUUGGGGUCUCUCAGCUGCUGCCCACCUCUCCUGCUACCCCCUCCCUCCGACGCCAGCCAGCCCUCCUCCAGGCCCGGACACCACCUGGUCUGCUGGGUGAGGAGCCUUGGGACCAGCUAGUGACCUGUGAAACCAAAUACUCCAAAGGAAGGAAAUGACUGGAACACAUACACACAGCCUAGACCACCCUUCCUUCCUGGGUUCCGUAUCUGAGGCUUUGGGGAGCCUUCAGUUGUCCCGAAACCCCAGGGAGAAUCAUUAUGAGGAGAGUUGAGGACAGAAACUCAGCGGCUGCCAAUCAGAAACCCAGUCCUUGUCUCCCAAAGUUGUUGGCUGAGCAGGCAAGUUUAUAACACGGGCUGGAGUGGGACAGUCGGAGAAACAGCCUGGUGUAGGUGGUCCCCAUACGGGCCCGUUCACACUGGCUUGACUGCGUGGCUAAGAACGGACCCAGGACAGCACCUGCCUCUUCGGAGUCGAUUCAGGGAUAGAGCUGGGACUGCUGAGCCGCGCCCCAGAGCCACGGAGCAGCUAUUCCUUUUAAAUCCGCAGUUUGGGGAUUGAACACCUAUCCAGACGCUCACAUUAUUGAGUUGGGGGCUGGGAAGUGUCCCCCAUGUCCCGAGGAUGAAGAGAUCGUACUAAGCCCAGUGAGUGACAGCCUAGAAAUGUGGAACCCUGCAGUAGAAGUAUCGUGUGCUUUCAAGGGACCCUGUCUGCAAAUGGGGACAAAAAACCAAUCCCUCUUUCUCCAGGGGAUGCAUCUGAGCCCUUCCAAUGUGUUCCACGAUUGCCGUUAUGACGGGAGGAGCUGCUAAGUUUAUGUUCGGGAACUGCCCAGAUCUUCUGGGGUGACACUCCAGGACUGAUGGCCAAACAGCUUGGGGUGACCCAAGCCUUGGAGAGAGACCCCUGCUGGCCUCAGUACUCUGUCUCCCAACACCAGCUGGUGUUGCAGAGGGAGGUCAGCAAGAGUUUGGAGCUCUUGUGUGUAGAUUUAAUCACUCACAUGUAAAAAAAAAAAAAACCCCACCUCCCCAUCCCGAAAGGACAACCGCUCUGGAAAAUGAUUGCCAAACGAGAUGGCUGGUUAGAGCACGUGUCAUUUUUUCUAAAGCAUAUUUCAUAUAUUUUCUUAAGAUUAUGUCAAGUUAACGGUGCAAGGUUAAUUCACUUAGUAAGAAAACUCUUGGAGAAAUAAAAUCAAUAAAAGAG
This is a messenger RNA of Callorhinus ursinus (northern fur seal), 2394 nucleotides long. RefSeq names its product mesenchyme homeobox 1 (gene MEOX1). Lineage: Eukaryota; Metazoa; Chordata; Mammalia; Carnivora; Otariidae. Gene Ontology annotation, molecular function: DNA-binding transcription factor activity, RNA polymerase II-specific; RNA polymerase II cis-regulatory region sequence-specific DNA binding. Gene Ontology annotation, cellular component: nucleus. The record is from RefSeq and is a predicted model, not a curated record. Gene Ontology annotation, biological process: somite development; positive regulation of transcription by RNA polymerase II.